This is a messenger RNA of Fusarium fujikuroi IMI 58289, 831 nucleotides long. RefSeq names its product related to siroheme synthase. Gene Ontology annotation, biological process: siroheme biosynthetic process. The record is from RefSeq and is a predicted model, not a curated record. Bases 1 to 831 code for a protein of 276 amino acids. Gene Ontology annotation, molecular function: precorrin-2 dehydrogenase activity; protoporphyrin ferrochelatase activity. The transcript has 3 exons. NCBI's taxonomy places the organism in Eukaryota, Fungi, Ascomycota, Sordariomycetes, Hypocreales, Nectriaceae.
AUGACCCCCAUUCAGAAGCCAGUAUCAGCCCAGCCGGCGCUGGCAUCUCCGGCAUCUCCUCCCGCCUCUUCUACUCCCUCCUCCGAAUCUUCUUCUGCUUCUGCUUCUGCUUCCCCCUCUUCUGCUCCAGUCGCAAUGGCAAAGACUUAUCCUCCUGUACAGCCUGGAGGCAGUUUGAUCUUAGCCUGGCAAAUCAAGCACAAGAAGGUGCUUGUUGUCGGCGGUGGUGAGGUCGCUGCAGGUAGAAUCUUAAAUUGCCUCAACGCCGAUGCUAACGUCACUGUCGUGUGCCCCAAGUCCGGCCUCAAUGAUGAAGUCGCCUACCGAGUCAGCGAAGGCCAAGUCGCUCACGUCGACCGAGUAUUCGAGCCCGAAGAUUUAGACGGAGCCAGCAUGGUUCUGGUCGCUAUCGACGACCCGGCCGCCUCGACCGUCAUUUGGAAGCUUUGCAAGGAGCGAAGGAUUCCCGCCAACAUCGCCGACGUACCACCCGAAUGCGAUUUCUAUUUCGGCAGUAUCCAUCGCGAUGGUCCCCUCCAGAUUAUGGUCAGCACCAACGGCAAAGGACCCAGGUUGGCGGCGGCCAUUCGGCAGUUCAUCGCCAAGCAACUACCCAAGAAUGCUGGUAAUGCCAUCGAGACUAUCGUUAGCGAUACCUACAAGUGGGACGAGAUGUGCGGCCUCACAGACGAAGAUAUGGACAAUCUCCUUCUGUUUUAUCCUGCCAACAAAGUCCCUGCCAUGGACGUUCUGCUAGCCCUCCGAGGAGGCACCGACGUCAAGAAACUCGACGUCUUUGACGGCUCAUUCGGCUUCAGUGUCGGCGCCUAG